Messenger RNA from Annulohypoxylon maeteangense, 996 nucleotides. RefSeq names its product mitochondrial thiamine pyrophosphate carrier 1. The transcript has 2 exons. The coding region runs from base 1 to 996 and encodes 331 amino acids. NCBI's taxonomy places the organism in Eukaryota, Fungi, Ascomycota, Sordariomycetes, Xylariales, Hypoxylaceae. Gene Ontology annotation, biological process: thiamine pyrophosphate transmembrane transport. Gene Ontology annotation, molecular function: thiamine transmembrane transporter activity. The record is from RefSeq and is a predicted model, not a curated record. Gene Ontology annotation, cellular component: mitochondrial inner membrane.
AUGUCGAAAUCGGACCAACGCCUUCAAGAUGAGGGCUCUCAGCUUCAAGUCGUCACCGCUGGGGCCACCGCCGGUCUAAUAUCCCGCUUCGUAGUCGCGCCCCUCGACGUCGUCAAGAUCCGACUGCAACUACAAUCGCACUCCCUCUCCGACCCGCUGUCCCAAGUCGACCUGCGCGGAUCGCCCAUCUACAAAGGCACGAUCGGAACGUUCCGCCACAUCGUAGCCAACGAGGGCGUCGCCGCGCUCUGGAAGGGCAAUGUUCCCGCCGAGCUGAUGUACGUCGCGUACGCGUCGAUCCAGUUCACGACAUACCGAUCCAUGACCCUGCUCCUCCACCGGGUCUUCGCGAAAGACGGGAGUGGAGGGAAUAGCACACAGAGCAGGCUCCCCAAAUCCGUCGAGUCGUUCAUCAGCGGAGCCUCCGCCGGCGCCACGGCCACCGCGGCUACGUACCCGCUGGACCUGCUGCGCACGCGGUUCGCCGCGCAGGGCAACGACCGCGUGUACGCGUCGCUACGGCACGCCAUCGCGGACAUAAACCGGGACGAGGGGAUCCGGGGGUUCUUCCGCGGACUCAGUCCUGCGCUAGCGCAGAUCGUGCCGUUCAUGGGGCUUUUCUUCGCCGUGUACGAGGGCGCGCGGCUGCCGCUCGGAAAAAUGGAUUUGCCUUGGGGCACGGGCGACGCGACGGCGGGUAUAAUCGCAAGUGUCGUCGCGAAGACGGGCGUGUUCCCGCUCGAUCUCGUGCGCAAGCGGAUACAGGUCCAGGGCCCGACGCGGAGCCGCUAUGUUCAUAAGAACAUACCCGAGUACGUGGGUACGGUGAGCACGGUACGCCAGGUAUUGCAUCGUGAGGGGGUUAGGGGGUUGUAUAGGGGGUUAACGGUGAGCUUGAUAAAGGCGGCUCCAGCGAGUGCGGUUACGAUGUGGACGUAUGAGCGGGUGUUGAAUUUGCUUAUUAGUCGGAGCGAGAAGGCUGGGACGGCGCAAUGA